Messenger RNA from Theileria equi strain WA, 1989 nucleotides. RefSeq lists its product as hypothetical. The coding region runs from base 1 to 1989 and encodes 662 amino acids. The record is from RefSeq and is a predicted model, not a curated record. The transcript has a single exon. Lineage: Eukaryota; Apicomplexa; Aconoidasida; Piroplasmida; Theileriidae.
AUGAGUAAUGAAACAGAUAGUGAUUCUGAAAGAAAAUUAGUUGAUAUAGAUAUUAGCCAGGCACGGGACAAUGGAAGCUACACGGAUACAUGUAAUAAUACUAUAAACAUCCACAAGGUUGAUGGUAAACCUGAACAAGGUUACAAGAGAUACACUCACACCCCUGCAACCAAAUCACAUUAUAUUGAUGGAAUAUAUUACAGUAGAGUAAAACAGGGUAGUAUAAAAGUAGAUGAUUCAGGUCGCUAUGAAAAAAGUGUCACAGUAUACUACCUUGGCUAUGAUGCCACUAAUGCACUUCCCCUGAUAGUGGGACUUGAAAGGACCAGUGGGAAUGAUAGGUAUAUUUACUAUACAAGAAUCAAUCUUUCAAUUUCCAGUGGAUGGAAAGAAGAAGACUAUCUCAGUGUCACUGAAGAAAACCAACUCCGUUCAAAACUCCCAGAUCUCAAUGGCCAGUUAAAGGACCUUGUUGUACUAAAUCUCACAGAAACUAAUAGCACUUACUAUGCCAAUGGAGAAGAUACCGCUCCAGACAGUAAUCCAACCCUUCAAAUUCAAGUCACUGAGUCAAAGAUAUACGAUUGUUACAAAAAGUACACUCACAAAGCUACUGGAGGAGGAAUAUCUACUAUAAGACUCCUAUCCACAAAGAAUGGUAGCACUAAUAUACCAUUUGAUCCUCCUGUAUAUGCUACACCGUACAAUGAGGCUUAUGUUUACUUCUGGAUUGGGGAUAAUAAUCACAGAAAUCCCCUCUUACUUGAGUUAAAGUCGACUGCACGUUCCUACUAUAGACUUUCUUCUGCUGGAGGAGUAGGUAAACAAUGGAUACCUGCUGGUGGAAUAGAUGCUGAAAACCUUAAGGGAGAACUUGAUACACAGAACUGUAGACACAACAAGGCUCAUAUCGUAGAUAUUUCACAGAAAGAUGAUACUGGUAGCGGUAGUGGAACUCCUUACAACUGUACCGGUUGUGAUUCUAAGCCGAUUACAGUGACAAACUAUCCUGCUACUGAUUAUUCUUACUAUCGUCAUUAUCUUGCUGAUGGAUAUAUUCGAAGAUUACAGAAUGGAGGAACAGAACAGGCUGGAAUUGAGUUUCUACAGAGUAUGACUCAAGCCAAUGUAUAUUGGUAUCCUAAGGAUGGAGAAGAGAGUAGGGCACUUUUGAUUUAUCUUCCAUAUUCAUCUAGAUGGUACCAAAGAACCUCCAUUGAUUCUCAUACCUGGACUAAAGUCGGAGGUAAUCAACUAACAUCUCCAUUUGAUAAUACAACUAUACUAGAGCUUCUAAAGACAAUACUACCAACUGUUACCAUAGACGUUGGACGAACUGGUAUCGACAGUAGCGAACGGAGUAUUACAUAUCAGGAUCCUUCUGAAGGAAGUGAAGGAGGAAGGCAGCAGAUAAAUAUUACAAGAAAGGACAUAGAUGGGAACUAUACUAGUUUUGUUCACUCUGUUCUGGAUAAAUCUUUUAUGGUUAAGGAGGUCAGGUACAAUAGUGAGGCUCUACCUGGCAUAAAUCCAAGUUCCAUUCUUAAAAGUGUAACAGCGUACUACUCUGUUGAUGGUGGAUUUACGCCUGAAAAUCUUCUCAUGGUUGGCUUAGAGAAGAGAGGUACAGGCGAUGAUAGAUAUGUAUAUUAUAGUAGAGAUGACGACGGUGCUACUUGGAGACUUGAUUUAGAACAGACAGAGAAACUAGAGAAUUAUGAACUUACUCAAAAGCUCGGACAGUUAAAGGAGAAGCUUACUAAGCUAUCUGAGGAGAAAGCACUCCAAACUAGAGGUGAAGAUGGCGCUGGAGGACAUAGCUCUGUUACCGAUAGUAUACAGAAGUUUUUUCAGCAGAUACCUAACUUCAUUAAAUCUAAUGCAGAUAAAAUAGGUGUUACAGGAGGCUUAGCCACGGUAGUAACCAUAGUUGGUCUAGUAAAAAAGUUUUGGGGUACUAUAGCUACAACUCUCAUUACUUCUGUGUAA